AUGGGUGACUACAACCAGUACAACCAGGGUCUGUACCUCUCCCCGAACGAACAGGAUCUCCUUCUCGCUGCUCUCUCCUCCAACAACCCCGCGCACGACCCGUCGGGUGGUACAGCCCACGUGAAAUCCGAACACGACACCUCCCCGGAUCAUCGCUCCUCCCACAGCAUGAGUGGUCCGCCGUCGGGUGGUUUCGACGACGCCUUCCCACAUCCCAACACCUUCGGAAUGGCGGAUGACGAAAGCCCGUACCUCGACUUCAACCCUGAGGUGGACUUUGAAUUCCCCGGCUCCGCCAGUCUCAUUGGCGAUCUUCCGGAAACCACCCCCGGCCUGGGCGACUACGAACUGGGCGAAAAACGCAAGUCGAUCGAUAGCCAGUCGGAGACGAACGGGGAGGACUCCGGAAACAAACGGAGAGAGAGCGAGGCAAAGAAGCCCGGAAGGAAGCCGUUGACCUCGGAGCCGACUACGAAGCGCAAAGCUCAAAAUCGUGCGGCGCAGCGGGCUUUCCGGGAGCGCAAGGAGAAGCACCUAAAGGAUUUGGAAACAAAAGUGGAAGACCUGCAGAAGUCGUCGGAUUCGGCAAACCAGGAGAACAGCGUGCUGCGUGCUCAGAUUGAGCGGUUGCAGGUGGAACUGCGCGAGUAUCGUAAACGGCUCUCGUGGGCGACGACCAGCUCUGGUAUUUCAGCAAUGAGUGCCAUUCCCAGUGCUCAAUCCAAGGGAGGCCCUGGUCUCCAAAACUCCGAGUUCCUCUUUGAUUUCCCCAAGUUUGGCGACUUGCCGGGCAGCCGCAUCUUCAACAAAAACGAACAGUCCAACGUCUCGAACGGUCUUCCACCAGCCCCGGGUGUGCUGAGCCGCGGUUCUUUCAGCAGUCCGACCAACGUCUCCCCCCCCAAGUCUAAUGUCUCUCCUAGCACACAGGGACCCAGUGGCAGCCCGGCUGGAGCUGAUCAUGGUCGAUCGAGCACCGUGGGGUCCAACGGCGCCCCGAGCAGCAUGGCCCAAAUGGCUCGCUCCACCAUCAAGCCUUUUGCCCAGGAUACCUCGACUUCGGACUCUCCAUCCUCCUCGUCCGAUUCUCACCAGAGCCAGUUUCUUUCAUCGAACGGGACUUCGCCCGAACCAAGCCUCAAUUCCCCUCGGGAAUCCAAGCCGCAGUAUGCGACUCAUAAGGACGAUUGUGGAUGCGGAAAGACGACCCCCAGUGAUGGUGAGAAAUCCUUCUGCGCCCAGCUCGGCCUCGCCUGCGGCAACAUCAGUAACCCCAUUCCAGCUGCUCGGGAGCACAAGGUGCAAAACCCGAAUGACUCCGGGAACGCCGCGGGGUCCAUGGACGGAUCAACGGAUGAAUCCUUGGGGAUUGAUUGGCUUACACAGCAGAAUGGUGGCCAGUUUGACCCGGUCCUGUUUGGUGACUGGCGCGAGCCCCAAGAUGCCAUUCUCUCCCAGGACUUUGGCACUUUCUUCAAUGAUGCGUUCCCUCUUCCGGACUUGGGUAGCCCGUCGCAUAACAUCACCGAGGCCACGAAUGAGCCAGGCCACAAGAAAGAUCUGAUCUCCCUGAUUGACGACAAGCUGAAUGAGGAUGAAGUCGUGCCGGGCGAGGAUAGGUCAAAGAUGCUCUCAUGUAACAAGAUCUGGGAUCGUUUGCAAUCCAUGGAGAAGUUCCGCAACGGCGAGAUCGACGUUGACAAUCUCUGCUCCGAACUCCGUACCAAGGCGCGGUGUUCCGAGGGCGGAGUGGUCGUGAACCAGAGCGAUGUCGAUGCUAUCAUGGGCCGCGCCAAGUAG
Molecule: messenger RNA, 1800 nt
Organism: Penicillium riverlandense
Lineage: Eukaryota; Fungi; Ascomycota; Eurotiomycetes; Eurotiales; Aspergillaceae
Gene: yap1
Product: putative bZIP transcription factor AP-1/Yap1
Exons: 3
Coding region: 1-1800 (599 amino acids)
Cellular component (GO): RNA polymerase II transcription regulator complex
Molecular function (GO): transcription cis-regulatory region binding; DNA-binding transcription activator activity, RNA polymerase II-specific
Source: RefSeq, a predicted model, not a curated record